Molecule: messenger RNA, 2126 nt
Organism: Sycon ciliatum
Lineage: Eukaryota; Metazoa; Porifera; Calcarea; Leucosolenida; Sycettidae
Product: adipocyte plasma membrane-associated protein-like
Exons: 9
Coding region: 420-1727 (435 amino acids)
Biological process (GO): biosynthetic process
Cellular component (GO): endomembrane system
Molecular function (GO): strictosidine synthase activity; hydrolase activity
Source: RefSeq, a predicted model, not a curated record
UUCGCGGCCACCAUCCCGUCCUGAUUAUUGUAGCCUUGUAGGGGCUUGUUGCAGUUGUAAAUGAGGACCAGCCAGCGUUCCUAGUUUUCAAGUUAGUUAGUUUGUUAGCAACCAAUUCCAGAUCAUGGUACUUUCCAGUAGUGGUAAUACUGAGACAAACGUUCCUAACCAGUAAACGGCACGGUGUUGUCAGUGCUGCAGAAGUAAUAAGUAACUAGUUACCGGUAGCGGCGGUACUCGAUACGUUACAGAGUACUGCACUCACCACCUGGGGAAAGGCAUUUUGACCAGAACAGAAGUGCAUUUACACUCAUUGUCCGGAUUCCGCCACGACCCAUUCUACAUUUUAGAUCGCUACUUCCUCGCACCCGUAGUGUUGUUCGCUAAGCUUGAAUUGAGUCAGCUAGCGUUCAGCAGUCAUGGAUCUGCGAACACGCAGCAGCGCCGCUAGUAGUAGACGGGCAGAUGCUGACAGUGCAGCGGAUGCGGGCCGGACCUCUUCUUCCCGUGUGGACGACACGAGACGAUCGAGCUCCCAUCAGCCCCGAGCUGGAAGAGACUGCUCAAAACCCUGGUUUUGUUGCUUGCUACUAGCAAUGGUCAUCAUGCUCCUAGUCGUGUACACAGUGUGCAUCAGCGUAUUCUCCGACUUCCAGCUGUACCCGAUUGAUGCCAGCUUACCAGACGCACCACCACUGACGGGCACACUGUCUCCAAACUUUGCGGAGUCUAUCGCCGACGCUGAGCUUCUCUUUGCCGACGUUUUGAACGGGGCUGAGUGUUUGGAGUGGGAUGAAAUGGGUACACUGUACACAGGAACAGUGAAUGGAGAGAUCUGGCAGUUGUCCUCUGGCCAGGGGCAGAAACCAUCAUUAGUCGCCAGUACUGGAUCAAUAAUGUGUGACUCGACCUUGGAGCGACCCAAGCGCGAGUGUGGACGUCCACUGGGUGUACGUGUCACGUCGCAUGAUUCACUGCUUGUUGCCGACGGGUUUGGAGGUCUGCUGAAUGUCUCCCUGAGCGACGGCACUGUGAGAGUUCUAAUCCGUAACGAGAAGUCUGAGCUCGUCAGCGGUAAGCCAUUGCUACUUGCAAAUGAUCUGGUGGUGGCACCGGAUGGCAUGGUGUACAUUACCGACUCGUCGUCCAAAUUUGGCAAUGACAAGCUGCUGUAUGACUUAGUGGAGGGUGCGCCCAACGGCAGAGUCGUACGCUAUGAUCCCGUGACAGGUGUUGCGAAUACGUUUGUGGACAAGCUUCACUUUCCGAACGGCAUUGAGCUGAGCCAGGAUGGUCAGAGUAUCCUGGUUGUGGAGACCACCAAAGCAAGAGUUAUCAGGAUCUUCAUCUCCGGAGAGCGCACUGGCCAGUCGGAGGUGAUGCUUCCAGCGACGCCGGGUUUCCCCGACAACAUCCGUCGCCAUCCCAACGGUGGUUACCUGAUUGGCAUGUCAGGUGCACGCACUGCACUGGUCACAUUCUUGGAAAACAAGCCCUGGAUCAGAAAGUUCUUAGUCAGUAUCAUGCCCUACAAAGUGUUGUUGAGCCUGAGCAAGCCCUACAGUCUGUGUGUCCACGUGUCUGAGAGCGGCGACUACCUAUCCAGCUGGCAUGAUGCCACUGCCAGCAAGCUGGGACACACAGCGCACUGUGCAGUGCAUGACGGCCACCUCUACGUGGGCUCCUUCGAGAAGCGGGGCAUAGCCAAGCUCAAGCUGAGGGUGUGAAAACACCGAGCGGUUAUACGGUUAAGUACCGUUGACCCCCCCCCCCCCCCCCCUGCCCCUCACGCCGUGCCGCUUCCCAGCUGGUUUUCGACAGGGGGCGGGAAUUAACAUUAGAUCAAGUCGCUCAAGUGCAGUACGAUGUACAAUCGGCACUUUGGCGGUCCGAGCAUUGACAAAAUAGUACUUAAAAUUGUAUUCGACUUGAAAAGUAAUGGUAGGAAAGGCCUAGUCGAAACUAUAAUUAUGGUAUCUGUGUUUCGUGUGCUGAUUUGCUUUUCUCCAACCAAGAAUCUAUUCUUUUAUUUAUUUUAAAUCGAGGUUUCUGGUUUGGUUUCUCAGACUUUCUCUAAUGAAAUUACAGUAAUUUGACCUACACUGAAAACGACGCAUUGUACAGUA